This is a messenger RNA of Panicum virgatum (switchgrass), 2213 nucleotides long. RefSeq names its product replication protein A 70 kDa DNA-binding subunit C-like. Gene Ontology annotation, molecular function: DNA binding. Gene Ontology annotation, cellular component: nucleus. The record is from RefSeq and is a predicted model, not a curated record. The transcript is spliced from 15 exons. Gene Ontology annotation, biological process: DNA replication; DNA repair; DNA recombination. Bases 240 to 2078 code for a protein of 612 amino acids. Lineage: Eukaryota; Viridiplantae; Streptophyta; Magnoliopsida; Poales; Poaceae.
UGGGAGGGUAAGGAUUACAUAGCAACAGCCGGAUUGAACCUUUUUAGGGUCCAGGUGAGCAGGGCAAAGAAAAGAUGGCCGCUUAAUGAAUCAGGAGAAGAGUUAUGCCUGCUGUUGCCUAAAUCUUCGGGUGGCUGCUGCCUUGGCAUUGCAAAGGUCAUUUCCUGCUCAAUCAAGAAAGGCACAUUGCUGUUGAAUUGCUGCUGAUUUCUGCUGUUGUUUUGCAACAAUUUGCAAAGAUGGGAGAUGUGCUGAUUCCAAGUCUCAUGACCGGUGAUUGCAAUGAUAGCAUAUGUGUACGUGCUUCUAGGUUUUGGGAAUUUUAUGAUCUGAAUGAAGAGACAAAGCUGCUGCACGCUGAUCUUGUGCUAAUUGAUGAAGAGGGUAACAGCAUACAUGCGCAGAUCUACCCCAAUGCAUUUCAGCGGUUCAAAACUUUGAUAAAAGAAGGCAAUGUCUACAAUCUUGCUUGUUUUCGGGUCAGGAAAUCAAAUGACAGAUACAAACCAGUAACAAAUGAAAGCAUGAUCACCUUAUCAACGUGGACUACAGUUGAAGAAGUUGUUGAAAUUCCACCUGCUUUUCCUAUGUUCACCUACUCGCUGACUCCAAUAGAGCAACUGCCAUCUCGUGUGGACUACCCAGAAUACUUCACAGAUGUCAUUGGAAUAGUCACAACAAUCUCGAAUAUCAUGUCACUAAGAGCAAGAGGAAGACAAAAUGAUAGUUUGAAGAGGGUUGUCACCAUAUGCAAUGAAAGUAAUGUUUCAGUAGAUGUUGUGCUAUGGGGUGAGCGCGCCUCUUCUUUCCCAGCUGAACAAAUGCAAAAAGAAGGAGAAGCCCACCCACAAGUUGUCAUAUUUGUUGGUACCCUUGUCAAAAAAUACUCAUCAUCUGGAGCUGUCACCUUAGCAGGCAAUUCACCAUGCAAGUGGUACAUAAAUCCAGAUGUUCCUGAGGCAAGAGCUCUUCUAUCCAGCAUUGGAAAAACAAAUCAGCCAAUUAAGUGGGACCAACAAAUGACACCAGCUAAAGCUACACCUGCUGUUGAACACAAAAAAGUUUCUGAAAUCAAAGAUCUUAACCCCUUCAAAUACAAGAAAAUGGACUUCUUGGUUACUGUGGCAAUAAAAAAGAUUGACAGCUCCUGGUGGUACAACUCUUGCUACAAAUGUGCGAGAACUGCUAAACCCUACGGUGACUUAUACAAGUGCACCGACAGCACCUGCAAUUAUACUGGCAAACCAGUCCAGAGGUAUAAGCUUAGCAUUAUUGCUGGAGAUGAGACGGGUGACACAAAUUUUAUCAUGUUUGGAAGGUGGGUUCAGCACUUGACAAAGAAAGCUGCUGAUACACUUAUCGCUGAGAAUCCACAGGGUUUCAUUCCAAAUGAGAUCACAAGGCUCUUAGAAAAAGUGUUCAAAUUCAAUGUCAGCUUCACAGAAAACACAACAAGCUCCGAUAAAGUUUGCUUCCAGGUCAAUGCAGUAGUUGCAGAAGUAAAUGACACAAAUGUUCUCACAACAGGGUCUCAAUCAUCAUCACUUCUGAUAUCUCAAAGUGCUGGCAGCAGUAUGCAGCGCACCCCACAGAAAAGCGCUGCCUUCACUUUAACCUCACAAUCUACGGGGGGCAGCCAUGCUUCAGGCACCACACCAACAAAAACUAUCAACAUCCCUGAGUCACAACUUACACCACAGAGUCAUGGAUACAAUGAUCAGAUCACUCCAACCAAGGAAACAGAUAUUGCUUUAGCACCAACAGAGCAAGAUACAAGGUCCGUCAAUGCUCUUGAUAUCCUUACUCAAACUGCACUUGCAACGUCAACAGAUACACCACAGAAGAAUGAUGACACAGUUUUUGCUAAGACUACUGUUAAUCCAAAGGACUCCAAGGAUGGAGCUGCUAAUUCAACAACUAAGAUAGAAAAGACUAACACAAGGAAAAGGUCCUGCCCCUCACCUAGCAAGAAAAUUGCUAAAAAAUUGUUGCUUGAUAAAGACAAUGAAGACGAAGAUGAUGACUGUGUUCAUGACACUCCCAAGCCUAGGUAUGCUCUUGCUAAAAACCUCAAAUGAAACAAAUAAAUCAGCUACAGAUAGUUACACACGGCUGUGUCCAAUUUAUCCAUUUGCUACAUCACGGUAUUAUAAUUUCUUAUCAACGAAAGAAUCUUUCUGCACCUAGCCUUGCAAAAACCUUUUUUAUUUAGG